AUGACCAACUCCUGCUGCCCCUCUUGCUGCCAGCCUACCUGCUGCAGGACCACCUGCUGUAAGCCAACUUGUGUUACCAACUGCUGCAGCACACCCUGCUGCCAGCCCAGCUGUUGUGAAACCACCUGCUGCAGGACAACCUUCUGUAAGCCAACCUGUGAGACCAGCUACUGCUGCCAGCCCUGCUGCCAACCCAGCUGCUGCAAAUCCAUCUGCUGCACGACCAGCUGCUGUAAGCCAACCUGUGUGAUCCCCUGCUGCCAACCCAACUGCCAGCCCAGCUGCUGCAAAACCAUCUGCUGCAGAAACACCUGCUGUAAGCCAACCUGUGUGUCCAGCUGCUGCUGUACACCCAGCUGCUGUGAAACUACCUGCUGUAAGACCAUCUGCUAUAAACCAACCUGUGUGACCAGCUGCUGCCAGCCAUGCUGCCAACCAAGCUGCUGUGAGUCCAGCUGCUGCCAGCCCAGCUGUUAUGAGACCAGCUGCUGCCGGUUGCCCUGCCUCCCCAGCUGCUGCAUCACAUCCUGCUGCCAGCCCAGCUGCUGCAGUGAGCCCUGCUGCCAACCCAGCUGCUGUGUGGCCAGCUGCUGCCAGCCCAGCUGCUGUGUGGCCAGCCCAGGCCUGCACAGAAAGAAGUCAUUGUCUUCUGGAAAGCUGACCCGUGAACAGGAGCCCAGCUUCCACAUCCAACACCAUGACCCAGUCCUGCUGCUCCCCUUGCUGCCAGCCCACCUGCUGCAGGACCACCUGCUGCAGGACCACCUGCUGCAGGACCACCUGCUGGAGACCAAGCUGUGUGAGCAGCUGCUGCCACCCCACUACCAGCCUUGCUGCUGA
Peromyscus californicus insignis is the source of this 840-nucleotide messenger RNA. Its product is annotated as keratin-associated protein 9-4-like. Gene Ontology annotation, cellular component: keratin filament. The record is from RefSeq and is a predicted model, not a curated record. Bases 1 to 840 code for a protein of 279 amino acids. NCBI's taxonomy places the organism in Eukaryota, Metazoa, Chordata, Mammalia, Rodentia, Cricetidae. The transcript is spliced from 3 exons.